GGUGUGUUUGAGGGUGUGUGUGUUAGAGAGAGAGAGAGAGAAAGAGAGAGAGAGCAGUGGUGGGUUGGGCUGCAGGAUCUGUGGAUGACUCCAGUCUCAAGUGUCACAGAGAGCAAAGAGUCUUCAGGACAAACUGGUUUUAGUGGAAGAAGAAGAAGAAGCUGAACCUCUCCUCUGCUCAGGACUACAUUUGACUUUCUUCACUUUUAAAACAAACACACUAAAAAGAGAGCGAGAGCCUGAAGCUGCUGCAGCUGGUUGAAUAAACCUGAAGGAGGAAAGUCCAUCAACAAGAGACAAGAAGAACCAAAUUAAGUGUGGGAUAUAUUUGUUUGGUUUGAGAUCCAGAGGAAGAGAAGAAGAAAGACCAAGUGACACAAGAAAGGAAGGAGAGGGAUUUCAUCGUGAGAACCAGGAGAGGAUGUUGGAGCGUGCUGCAUCACCUCGGACGCAAAGAGAAGGAAAUAUAAGGAUGCAAAUAAAGAUUGAGUAAUCGAAGAAGAUCAUACGUUUCUGGAAGGAGGAACAAAUAAAAAAGCGACAGAAGACAAAGAUUUUCUUGUUGGAUUGAUGAUAAAAGAUGCUGUUGGCUGAUUUUUAACUCGAGUCCAGGAAGAGAAACAAUUCCAAAUAGGAAGGAAAGUGAUUUAUUCAAGGGAUUCAUUUUUAAGAGAACGGGGAAAAGUCAAAGAAAGGAUAGUUACCAAGGAGCAGGACAAGUUUGAAGCCACACCAAAAGAGUCAGAGGAGCUUUAGCCAGGCAGGUGUGAAGAGUCCAAAAAUUAAUUAACAGAAAACAGGUGACAAGUGAGAAACAGCUGACAAGAAAGUGUCAAAUCUCAGCAGAAAUAAGUUGCAGAUGAGAUCCAAUCAAAGGGCAUAACGUGAGAAAAGGAUGAACUGAGAGGAAAAGCAAAAGUGAGAAGAGAACAAAUCACCAGAAGAGAAAAGACAAGAGAGACAGAAGACACAGAAAGUGAAGAUUAAAGGAGGAAAGGUGAAAGUAGAAAGUGAAGAAUCAGAGGCAUCCAGGUGUGAACAUGAGGCUCCUGGUGCUCCUCGCAGUUCCUCUCUCCAUCCUCGUCCUCCACACGGCGGCCGCAGCCUCCGCAGGCGGCAUGGCCCCGGGCCGGCUGGAGCGCUGGGUCCGCUCUGGCCUCCAGUCGCUGCAGUGGGACCAGCUGGACCGCUGCCUCCGCAUGUCCUCACUCUCUGAGGCCGAGUGCAGGCGGCUGGCCCACCUGCCGAUGUCCGCCGUGGCUGUGUACGUGUCGGAGCCACGGGCCGCAGCAGGUAGUUCAGACAAAGUUCUCUCCAUCCUGCCGGACUCCUCAGGCGGGUUGAUGAGCUCCAAGUCUCGGGGCGGUUACAGCAUCAGCCAGGUGCUGAACGGAGGGGAUGGUGCCCACAGGUACCAGCAGGCUUUUCCCGGCCUCACCGCCCAUGAUGCAGUGCUGGUGUUGGAUCCGAGUCCCGGGGAGAACUUUGGGCACCCGGUGGUCCUCUUCUAUGUGGACGUGAAUGUGACGAAGAAGAGAUGCUCCCACAUGGACGGCAUCUACCUGGGUGAGGAGUGUUUGACCCUGGCUCUGAAGGGUCGUUGUCAGAACCAGCUAAAGCGUAGACAAGCCAGUCCGGACAGGAUUAUCGGUAAUGCACACGGUCGGCUGGGAGGCGUUGCACUGCGCGGUGGUACCAUCACAACCAGCAGCGGCAGUCGUCUGCUGGACCGUGCCAUUGGAGGACUCUGCGAAGUCCACUUUCUGCCACUGGUGAUCGGAGUCGGGGACAGUAACCGAACGCAGAGACUCAGAUGUGUCGAACAUGCAGAGUUUGCGAGGUGCCCUCAGCCUCUACCAAUGGUCUCUCCCAGUUUGCCCAUGUCCAGCUGUGAGCUGAAUAAAAACACCAGACGGUGUCACCAGCAACCACUGGCCACACACCUCUCCUGUCGACUGUACCAGACCUGUGACCACGCUGUGCUUCUCUCAGGUGGUUGGCAGCAGCAGAUGACGUUCCAGCGCCAUGUUCAGAACCUACAAAGGUUUUACCGAAUGCUGCAGAACAACGGCUUCCAUAAAGAUCACAUCAAGACCUUCUUUGCAGGCAGUGGACAGCUUCCUGAGGACAUGGAGGGCGUGUACUCAGCAACGGAGAAAGCGCUCAUUCGUAACCACGUGUCAUACGUGUGCAGGAAGCAGCACUGCGCCGACACGUUGGUUCUCUACCUGAACUCACCGACACGCAACGAUGGCACCAUGCUGCUGUGGGACGCCAACCUCAACGGCAUUGCUGAUCUGAAAGAAAGAUACUCGGUGAACGAGCUCCUCACCGACCUGGCCGGCUGCAAGGCGACUCGUGUUUUGCUGUUUGUUGAUCAGAGCUACAGCGGGGUCCUCUCCAAGAGGCUGCGGGGGUCCCAGAAACACACCAACGUGGUUCUCAUCCAGAGCCAGACACGGCAGACCCACCAGAGGUCGAACCCGGGCUGGGAGGACAGCAGCUGGUCCUACAUCAGCCCGGCAACCUGCCUGCUGGACCACCUGGGAAAGGGUUCUGGGAUGUCUCGCCUCCUGGAGCCAUGGGCUGGCCUUUUAAACGUGACGUUGGCGGGGGCGCCCUGCAACGCCACGCCUCCUCUGACGGACAACGAGAUGCGGCGAGAGUACCAGGGCUGCCAGAACCUGCCGACUGCUCUCUGGCACCAGAAACACCGGAGGACCAACUGAGAGAGGGAGAGAGACACACUGAGAUGGACUGGAAAGAGAGAGAGAGAGAGAGAGAGAGAGAGAGAGAGAGAGAGAGAGAGAGAAACAAA
Labrus mixtus (cuckoo wrasse) is the source of this 2818-nucleotide messenger RNA. RefSeq lists its product as uncharacterized. The transcript has 8 exons. Lineage: Eukaryota; Metazoa; Chordata; Actinopteri; Labriformes; Labridae. Bases 1041 to 2729 code for a protein of 562 amino acids. The record is from RefSeq and is a predicted model, not a curated record.